Lotus japonicus is the source of this 1793-nucleotide messenger RNA. Its product is annotated as E3 ubiquitin-protein ligase RHF2A-like. The transcript has 9 exons. Lineage: Eukaryota; Viridiplantae; Streptophyta; Magnoliopsida; Fabales; Fabaceae. The record is from RefSeq and is a predicted model, not a curated record. Bases 319 to 1431 code for a protein of 370 amino acids. Gene Ontology annotation, molecular function: ubiquitin-protein transferase activity.
UAUUCUUAUUUUCAGCAUCAACAGCUUUCAACUCUCUGGCCAAUUUUCUAUUAUUAGUUUUAAUAAUUUUAACCUUUGGAGGUGGUGGUUGGAAUAAUUGAGAGGGAGAUAUGAUGCACUUAGCUCAAACUAGUUGGAAUUUGGUGAAGUUGAAUUCACCUAUUAAUGUCUUGUAUUAUUUCCCUGUCUUCUUCCUGGUUCACUAGAUGAUUCCUGUAGAAUCUGGAUUUUAAUUUUAUUUAUUGAGAUGAAUUUUGGGUAAUGGCUGGUUUGGAUUAGCAUCUAGCUUAUGUGAGCUUUUCAAUUCAGGUUCCGGUGAUGGAAAGCAAAACUGAAGGUCACAUGACAUCAGCUGCGGCCUUUGUUGAAGGGGGCAUUCAAGAAUCCUGUGAUGAUGCUUGCAGCAUAUGCCUUGAGGAGUUUUGUGAAAGUGAUCCUUCAACGGUCACUGUUUGCAGGCAUGAGUUUCACCUGCAGUGCAUUCUUGAAUGGUGUCAGAGAAGCUCCCAAUGUCCUAUGUGUUGGCAAAACAUUAGCUUGAAGGAUCCUACCAGUCAGGAAUUGUUUGAGGGAGUAGAGCACGAGAGGAGGUUGAGGGAGACUCCAUCAAGAAAUGCUGCUAUUUUUCAUCACCCUGCCCUUGGUGAUUUUGACCUGCAGCACUUAAGCAUGGGUGUUAAUGAUGGUGAUUUUGAAGAGCGACUAAUUCAACAUUUAGCCGCUGCAGCAGCAAUGAGGAGACACCACCUUGUUCGUAGGGAAGGACAGAGAACUCGAUCAUCUGCUCAGGGUCAUCCCCAUUUCUUAGUAUUCUCAACUCAGCCUAUUGCAUCUCCACUAGGUCCUGAUUCAGCAGCUGGAGGGGGAAAUGAACCAGCUGUAAUUCCUGUAGGAAGUCCAUCUACCCCAAUAGCAUUUGAUGGAGAUGAACCAUCACAGCAGAUCUCACAUAUUCGAACUCAACGCUCCUCUUCAUCUUCUGGAUCUGGCAUGGCAACAAAUCGCCAAGGAAUUUACUCUAGUGAUAGAGGCUCUGCUGCUCCUUCUUCACCUGCAAGCCAAGAUAGAGCAGGGCCGUCGGAGUUGCAGUCAUUUUCGGAUUCUCUGCGGUCCAAACUAAAUUCGGUAUCCAUGAGAUAUAAGGAGUCAAUUUCAAAGGGUGCCAGGGGAUGGAAGGAAAGAUUGUUCUCUCGAAGUUCUUCCAUGUCUGAACCUGGUUCUGAAGCUAGGAGUGAGGUGAAUGCUGAAAUUGCUAGUGUAUCCCAGUUGAUGGAAUCCCUUGAAACUAGAAAAAACACUAGAGUGCAUUCGGAGGAUGGUGGUUCAAUGGCAGAGGUGAACAACCAGAGCAGCGUUGAAGCUAGAGGAGACAACUCUCCACACCACGACAAUUCUCCAGCUGCUUGUUCUGCUAGCUCACAUUCAAGUUGAGCAGUUUUUUGUUCCGGUUAAUGCUUCUUUCCUCAGCAUCUCAUAUUUGAAGGCUAAGUGUUACUCCAGACAUGACAUGCUGAGGGGCAGAAGCUUUGGAAAUAGUCAUGGCUGUUUUACAAAAUUACAAUAAAAAUCAGGAUCUGAGAGACACCUGUGUAUAAAGCUAAAAACUAUUGUUUCUAUGCGUGUGUAUGUAUAUAUUAUGCUCGGAACGCUGAAGAGUUGUAUGUAUUUAAAAUGUCUGGGUGAAUGGCUUUUUGAAUUUGAACUUGCACCAUGUAAUCUGGUCAUAAUUGUAUCCCCAUGUGAGAAUAUUUUUUGAAAUUCAAUGAACUUAUCCCCGGGAUUUAUCAUCAUAA